AUGUCGGAUUCCUCCUCUCCUACGUUGACUGAUACCAUCGUCACAAACACUAAUCACACUCUUCUUCAUAUCAAUAUUACAAAUGUCACGAAACUUACUCCCACAAACUAUCUCAUGUGGAAGCUUCAAGUUCAUGCUCUUGUUGCUGGUUAUGGCCUUGUUGGUCAUCUUGAUUGUUCCAUGCCGGCUCCAUCUCCCACUCUCACCCCCGAGACUGCCGUCUCUGAUAAUCCAGCCUUCGUUAAUUGGCAACGUCAAGACAAGUUGAUUUAUAGUGCUCUUUUGGGUGCUAUCUCGCUUAAUGUUCAGCCAAUUCUUUCUCGUACAACCACUUCCUCUGAGAUCUGGAGUACUCUUGCGGAGACGUAUGCUAAGGCGAGUAGAGGACACGUUCAACAGCUGAAGGAUCAGCUACAGACAUGGACUAAGGGAUCUCAUACUAUUGAUGAGUAUCUCCAAGGUCUUACCACCAGGUUUGACAUUCUCGCUAAUCUGGGUAAACCAAUGGAUCAUGAUGAUCAAAUUGACUUGAUUCUUGCGGGUUUACCAGAGGACUACCGUCCUAUCAUCGACCAAAUUGAGGCUCGUGAUGUCUCUCCUACGAUUCCAUAUGUCCAUGAGAGGUUGCGCACUCGAGAAGCCAAGCUCUUGUCCAAAGCAACGCUGGUGAAGGAUCUUCACACGGGGCUCCCUUACUCCAAGGCAAGACUAAAGGAGAACUGUAUGAGUGGCCAAUGA
Molecule: messenger RNA, 738 nt
Organism: Camelina sativa (false flax)
Lineage: Eukaryota; Viridiplantae; Streptophyta; Magnoliopsida; Brassicales; Brassicaceae
Source: RefSeq, a predicted model, not a curated record